This is a messenger RNA of Musa acuminata AAA Group (dessert banana), 746 nucleotides long. RefSeq lists its product as uncharacterized. The record is from RefSeq and is a predicted model, not a curated record. The transcript has 4 exons. Lineage: Eukaryota; Viridiplantae; Streptophyta; Magnoliopsida; Zingiberales; Musaceae. The coding region runs from base 65 to 538 and encodes 157 amino acids.
GUUUCAAGAACUGUGAAACCCGCCUCUUUACAUACUCUCUCUCUCGCUUCUCUCAGCCGUCGCGAUGUGGCUUUCUAGGGUCUGGUCAUGGUUAAUGGGUCCGACGGAAGACGAGCAGAUGCCCGAUUUGGAAGCGGGCAACCCAACGAGUCCACUGGAAGACGAACAGAUGCCGGAUUUAGAAUCUGCCCACGGCCCCUACGCGUCAUCUUCCUCCUCGUCUGGUCUCGGCUUCCCCGACGAGGUGAGCAUGGAGGACCAGUUGGACGGCCAGAUCCAGUCUUGCGUAGCAGAAUGCCGCGGCCUCCGAGAACGGAUCGUCCCCAUCCUAGAGACCCUGCGGCGAGUCAGAAAGGGUCCGUCUUGGCAACAGGAAAUCAAGGAGUGCGCCGGCCGUAAAGCCCAGAUGGAACAUGAUCGCGAGAGGCUGUCGAAAGAGUAUCAAGAUUGCGAAUCGAUGCACCAGCUGAAGACAUUGCUUACCAUGGUUGAAUCUAGGAAAAAGGGGAAGGCAAGCAGCUCAUCACCUCCGAGCUGAAAUGAAGGCCAGAAGAACAAGAAGAACAAGAAGAACAAGAAGAAGAAGCGAUAUCAGAUUAGCCAAGGAAAUUACUGAUGAUUUUGAAAUCAAUAUCUCAUAAGUGUCUUUGGUAUUCACUACAUUGUUGCAUCACUAUGUACUGGUACCUGAUUUGGAGCUUUUCCAAAUAACUCUUGGUGAAGGUAGUGAGAAUUGGGUAGACAAA